Molecule: messenger RNA, 2369 nt
Organism: Linum tenue
Lineage: Eukaryota; Viridiplantae; Streptophyta; Magnoliopsida; Malpighiales; Linaceae
Source: the annotation of a GenBank genome assembly
CGGGUUACCGAACCGGAUACCCGCCCCUAAGAGAGACCAUACCAACAGCAUGGCGCCCACAACCGCAAAAUCAGCGCUAACGAACCAAUAAAACACUUCCACCGGGGGGAAAAAAAUCAAAAUCAACGCGAGAAAAAGGGCAAUACACAACUGGGGAAUCUCAUCUCCGCCCGCGCUCGUUCCCGCCGUCGCCAUCGGAAAUCGGCCAUGGCAUCUUCCUCCGCCGGUGCUACUCCUUCACCGGCCGAUACUGCUCCUUCCGCUAGCAGUCGUUUCAAUUUCUCGCCCGAUCCGCCGCCUCUACCUACUCUCACUCCCGAGCAGCGCAGCUACUGCUCCGAGGCGCUCCAAAUUCUCAGAGAGAAGCUCCGAACUCCGCAGCGGAUCGCUCAAGAGUUCUCUCAUUUGCAGGCAAAUAGGAUGACGGCAUCCCAAGUGGCCAGAAGCUGCAAGGUGGCUCUUAACAAUGCCAACUCGGAGAAGAAUCGUUAUAUGGAUGUCAUACCAUUUGACCAAAACCGGGUUGUUCUUGAUGCUUGCAAAGACUAUAGGCCAGAAGCCAAGGGAUACGUCAAUGCAAGCUUCAUAGAGGCAGCCCCUUCCGAAACUGUUUCACGAUUUAUAGCCACUCAGGGACCACUAUCACACACUUAUGAGGACUUCUGGGCAAUGGUGAUUCAGUACAAUUGCCCUGCUAUUGUCAUGUUGACUCGCUUGGUGGACAACUACAAGACUGCUAAAUGUGGAGAUUACUUUCAAGCAGAAGAUGGUCCUAGAGACAUUGGAAAUGUUUCCAUCACGUCGAGGUGGACUUCGAAUACUGCAACCUCAUUAGUGUUGCGAAACUUAGAAGUUGGUGAUAAAGUGGUAAGUUCUUUUCCCGGAUAUAUUAUGUUUUAAAUUCUCUGCAUUGCAUGCAUGGUUCAAUGAAUAACCAGGUUUUCCAGUUCUGCAAGUACUUCUUUUCUGUAAGGUAACUCGGUCUGUUGAGGAAAGUAUAGAAGUUUGGUUCAUGUGUAUUUUCAUCUUCACAAACAGGUUCUUGCAAAGUGUGGUGUCUUUUUCUUUUUUGGCGUUAUAUUGCUAAGCACUUGGCAGUUUGCUUCAGACCAGUUCUGCCCUUGGAGAUGGUUUUAGCCUUUUACAUCAAAAUAUAAUUUAGUUUUAGUCAUUGAUGAACUGUAGUGUUAUGGCACUUGAGUGGUGGUUUUGCGGAUAAGCUGAGAAAAGAUGGUUUUUCGAGAAAUGAGUGAUUAGUUGACCAGGCAAGUUUAGCAGGUGAGUUAAGCAUAAUGGAUAACUGUGCGACUAACAAGACAGAGUGGCGACCUUUUAGGUCUCAGCUUUUAAGUAGCAAGUUAGGGGCUCAAUUUACAUUCCAUGGUUUGUGGGUGCUUUCUCGUUCCAUAGAUGUGUUCCUUAACUUAUUAUAGAGGGAAAGGGCCUCAGUUAUCUAACAUGACUAUCUAUCUAAUUGGUAGUCAGAGGAACCACCCAUGUCAGUUUUGCACAUUCAGUAUCCUGAAUGGCCUGACCAUGGAGUUCCCAAUGAUACAACUGCAGUGCGUGAAAUUUUCAGAAGAUUAUACCACGUGCCUCCUCAACUUGGCCCAAUAGUUGUUCACUGCAGUGCGGGUAUUGGUAGAACAGGCACAUACUGCACAAUCCACAAUACAAUCCAGAGAAUCAUUGCUGGAGACAAGUCUGCCACCUAUCUUGCUAAUACUGUAUCAGUGUUUAGGUCCCAACGCAUUGGGAUGGUUCAAACCAUGGAGCAAUAUAUCUUCUGCUACGAAGCUAUCAUCGACGAACUGGAAAGCCUCACCUCAGAAUUGGAACCCUCUAGAUAGAACUCCGUCGUGUUGGAAGUUCCUUAAGCUUCUCUGCAACUGUGCCGAAUUAUCUUUUACACCAAGACCAAAGGCGUAACACAAACUAACGUGAUCCUGCGCAGCCGUCUGUUAACACCUUAAGACGACCAGUCACCUUCACAUUAUCGAUCUGUUUGCUCUAGCUACAACCUCGAAACAGGACAGGUUGUCCAGGGACGUGUGGAAAAUGAAGAUACACCGUUCAUUCAAACUGCUCUUUCCUUCGGUCAUUGUUGUGCAGAAUCUGUUUGAUGACGACUUUUGGCAAUUGCCUAGAAGCUGCCUGCCUGGUGCCUGCUAGCUACCCUUUGACCCUAUUGUUUUCUUGGCUAUUCAAAAUUUUUUUUUUUUCAGUCUAAGAUGGUUGGUUGCUUCCGGUCAAACAAUCAAUUUGGUGAUGUUCUCCAGAUAGAUAAUUUACUCGACUCUUUAUAUUUGACUCAAAGCCGAGUCUCAAGUCAACUCAACCGACUUUGAAUGUUCCACUCCACAAUCCAC